AUGGCGGCUGCCAAGAAAACCGUUUUGGGGCCCUUGGUUGGCGCUAUUGAUCAAGGGACCAGCUCCACUCGCUUUCUGGUGUUUAAUUCGAAAACAUCAGAACUCCUGAGCCAUCACCAAUUCGAGCUGAAGCAGAAGUUUCCCAAGGAAGGCUGGGUAGAGCAAGAUCCCAAAGAGAUCCUGCUUUCCGUCUACGAGUGUAUCGAGAAAACCUGUGAGAAGCUGAUCCAGCUCAAUGUCGACAUCGCUAACAUCAAAGCCAUUGGGGUGAGUAACCAGCGGGAGACUACUGUCAUUUGGGACAAGUUUACCGGGGAGCCCCUCUAUAAUGCAGUGGUGUGGCUUGACCUGCGUACUCAGUCAACCGUUGAGACUCUCAGUAAGAGAAUCCCUGGCAAUAACAAUUUUGUCAAAUCAAAGACUGGGCUGCCCCUGAGCACUUACUUUAGUGCUGUGAAGCUCCAUUGGCUCCUGGAGAAUGUGAGGAAGGUUAAGAAAGCUGUUGAGGAACAGAGGGCCCUUUUUGGUACCAUUGACUCUUGGCUGAUCUGGAAUCUGACUGGAGGUGCUGCGGGAGGGGUCCACUGCACAGAUGUUACUAAUGCCAGCAGAACCAUGCUCUUCAACAUUCAUUCUCUAGAAUGGGAUCCAGAGUUGUGUGAUUUCUUUGAUGUUCCUAUGGAAAUACUUCCAGAUGUCCGCAGCUCUUCUGAGAUCUAUGGACUGAUGAAAUCUGGAUCUCUGGAAGGUGUGCCGUUAUCUGGAUGUUUGGGUGACCAAUCUGCUGCUUUAGUGGGCCAAAUGUGUUUCCAGGAAGGGCAGGCCAAAAACACCUAUGGAACUGGUUGCUUCUUACUGUGCAAUACAGGCCCCAAAUGUGUAUUCUCUGAACAUGGCCUUCUAACCACUGUGGCUUACAAGCUGGGCAGAGACAAACCUGUAUGCUAUGCACUGGAAGGAUCUGUUGCCAUUGCUGGAGCUGUUGUUCGCUGGCUAAAAGACAAUCUUGGCAUCAUAAAAACUGUACCAGAAAUUGAAAAACUGGCCGAAGAGGCGGGCACGUCUUACGGCUGCUACUUUGUUCCAGCCUUCUCAGGUUUAUAUGCUCCAUACUGGGAACCAAGUGCAAGAGGUAUUAUUUGUGGCCUUACUCAGUUCACAAAUAAACAACAUAUUGCUUUUGCAGCAUUAGAGGCAGUAUGUUUCCAAACCCGUGAAAUACUAGAUGCCAUGAAUCAAGAUUGUGGAAUGCCACUCACUCAUUUACAAGCAGACGGAGGAAUGACCACGAACAGAAUUCUAAUGCAGCUUCAAGCAGAUAUCCUGUAUAUUCCAGUACUGAAGCCUUCAAUGCCUGAAACAACUGCUCUGGGUGCUGCCAUGGCAGCCGGGUAUGCUGAAGGAGUCGGAGUUUGGAGUCUCGAACCUGAAGAUCUAUCCGUUGUCACCAUGGAGCGCUUUGAACCCCAGAUAAAUGCUGAAGAAAGUGAAAUUCGUUAUGCCACUUGGAAGAAAGCUGUACAGAAAUCGAUGGGCUGGGUUACAUCACAAACCCCUCUACUUGGUGAUCCCAAUAUCUUCAGUAGUAUCCCACUGGGCUUUUAUAUAGUAUCCAGCAUGGUGAUGUUAAUUGGAGCAAGGUACAUCUCCGGAGUUCCAUAA
This is a messenger RNA of Gracilinanus agilis (Agile Gracile Mouse Opossum), 1662 nucleotides long. Its product is annotated as glycerol kinase. Gene Ontology annotation, cellular component: mitochondrion. Gene Ontology annotation, biological process: triglyceride metabolic process; glycerol metabolic process; glycerol-3-phosphate biosynthetic process. Gene Ontology annotation, molecular function: glycerol kinase activity. Lineage: Eukaryota; Metazoa; Chordata; Mammalia; Didelphimorphia; Didelphidae. The record is from RefSeq and is a predicted model, not a curated record. The transcript has a single exon. Bases 1 to 1662 code for a protein of 553 amino acids.